AAAGAAAAGAAGAACGCUCGAAAUUUCAAAGAGUAAAUUCGUCGCCAAUUCAACUGAAGAAUACAGAGAGUCUACUUGAAGUCUAAAUUUGUUCGUCUAAAUUCGUUCGUUUACAUUCGUCUUAAAUUGGUCAGUGAAUUUGAGAUAAGUGUUUUACUAAGUGAAAUCAAGAUUUCGAUAAGCAUGGCUGAAGAAAAAGAUCAAAUGCUGGUGAUUAAGGAAGAGGGGGAGGAUUAUGUGGCCAAUGUGGCAGCAUGUGACCCCUCGAAAAAGAAAAAGAAGAAGAAGGUCGUCAUUCAAGACACUGCUGAAGAUUUGGAACAGAUCGUUGAGAAAACUGAGAGUUUGUCUGUUUCUGAUAGCCUUGAACCAACUUUUACUGGAUUGAAAAAGAAGAAGAAGAGACAGACUGAUCUUUUGGAUUCUGACAAAGAAAAUGUCAGAGAUAAUAUGGAUGAUUCCAUUGUAGAAAAUGAUGAGGAAGGAGAAGGAAAGGUCUUGGAACAACACAGACUUCCGUGGGAAGGGACUGAUCUUGACUACGAGUAUGAGGAGCUUAUAAGCCGAGCCUUCAAUACUCUUCGUGAAAUCAAUCCAAGACUUGCUGGAGAUAGGCGUAAAACUAUCAUGAAGCCGCCAUACAUUCUCCGUGAAGGAACAAAGAAAACUGUUUUUGUUAAUUUCACAGAGAUUUGCAAAUCUUUGCAUAGGGAACCAGAACAUGCUAUGAGCUUCUUGCUAACUGAAUUGGGUACAACUGGAUCUAUUGAUGGACAGCAGAGAUUGACAAUAAAGGGGCGGUUUCUUCCAAGUAGUUUCGAAAGACUUCUAAAGCGAUAUUGCAACAACUAUGUCAUUUGCAAUGUUUGCAAGAGCUCAGAAACAAAUAUUACAAAGGAGAACCGUCUUUCGUUCAUACAAUGUGAUACGUGUGGUUCACGUCGCUCUGUUGAUCCAAUCAAGGAUGGGUUCAAGGCUUGUUUGAAAAAGCGUGGUAAUUCACGAAAAUGAACAAUUUACGUUAUCUGCAUCAGUUCUCUUGAUGGACUAUAGUACCUAGAUGAUUUUGAUUUUAGAAUAAAUGCACAUGCUAGAAAGCUUUUGUUUUCAGGAUUGACCCAUUUCACAAUUUGAAUGUUUAUCAUCUUGAUGCAUGAGUAUGAUGCUGCCUUUUGUAUAAA
Messenger RNA from Erigeron canadensis, 1181 nucleotides. RefSeq names its product eukaryotic translation initiation factor 2 subunit beta-like. Gene Ontology annotation, molecular function: translation initiation factor binding; mRNA binding; translation initiation factor activity. The transcript is spliced from 10 exons. Lineage: Eukaryota; Viridiplantae; Streptophyta; Magnoliopsida; Asterales; Asteraceae. Gene Ontology annotation, biological process: formation of translation preinitiation complex; translational initiation; formation of cytoplasmic translation initiation complex. The record is from RefSeq and is a predicted model, not a curated record. The coding region runs from base 184 to 1011 and encodes 275 amino acids. Gene Ontology annotation, cellular component: eukaryotic translation initiation factor 2 complex.